AUGGUUCACAAGGUUCUCCUCUGGAGCGGGCUCGGCGUCGUGGCGCGAUUAUGGCAGCUGGGCAUUGAAAGACGACCGCUCUUCAAUAAGGAAUCCGUCUGGGUCUACCCCGUUUUUGCUUCUAUCGGUGGCAGCUUUGGCUACUGGCUCACCGGCGUCGAGCAGCGACAAUUCCGACUAUUAGCCGACCGUCGGGAUGCCCUACUCGAAAAGCGAGCACGAAGGAAGGAGCGCGAGGCCGCCGCAGGCGACGAGUAG
This is a messenger RNA of Pyrenophora tritici-repentis Pt-1C-BFP, 258 nucleotides long. RefSeq lists its product as uncharacterized. The record is from RefSeq and is a predicted model, not a curated record. Lineage: Eukaryota; Fungi; Ascomycota; Dothideomycetes; Pleosporales; Pleosporaceae.